Plasmodium knowlesi strain H is the source of this 6024-nucleotide messenger RNA. RefSeq names its product SICAvar, type I. Lineage: Eukaryota; Apicomplexa; Aconoidasida; Haemosporida; Plasmodiidae. The record is from RefSeq and is a predicted model, not a curated record. Bases 1 to 6024 code for a protein of 2007 amino acids. The transcript is spliced from 12 exons.
AUGUCAUCAGAAUCAACAAGGUCGGGUGCCAGUAGCGGUGGACUGUUGGGGAAGUGGAUAGAGGCAUUAUUGAAGAAUGGGGGUUCGCCUCCGACGAAUCCUAAAGACAUUACGGAUGAAUUGAGAAAGAGUUUGUUAGAAGCAUGGGAGAUUUUGAAAAAAUGGUUGAUGGACCAGGAGUCAAAUGAAAUAGGACGAAUGUGUGAUGGAGAAGUGGAACGGCGGGCGUCCCUGGGGGAUAGGAAUAUGAGGCAGCACUACCUGAAGGUACUAUGCACGGGUGUUGCCGAAAUAAAGUAUUUCAUUAAUGGUGUAAAAACAGAAAGGGACCGUCCCGAGAGCGGAACUGAUAAGACAGAACCAACUGUUGAAGCGUUGGAUGCAGCAAAAUCUUAUGCACGUUGUAUUGUCGGAGCAGUGGCCCUGUCCGAAAUCUAUGGAGAUCAUUGUAAACUGCGGGAAGUAGUUGGGACAGUGGAAUCAGAAGUGGACGCCAAAUUAAUGAAACAUCUGGAGGCCCACGCAGGUGGGCGCGUAAUGAAUAAAUGUGAAGGCAUGAAUCCGAUCGCUCUAAUGCUUGGUAAAGCACUUCUGCAGGAAAAAAUAAAACAAUGGACACAGGAAAAGAGGGACGCAAAGAGGGGCAAGGGGGAGGGAUGGAGGGUUGGAAUUUUGCGGGAAAGAAUGGGAAGGUAUUGUACUCGAAAGAACAAUCCGCCUGCAGAUAAAUUGCAGGCGAAGAGGGAGCAGAGUUUACAGGAGAAUAAAGGCAGUAUGGUAUCCUUCUUAGGAAUGAAAGAAGAUGACAAGAAGGACAGAACUGGUGGUUUGGGUAUAGCUGAUCUACUAGCAGAUAUAGAUGGUAAAUACAAAUUAACGGAGAAAGACUUGGGGAAAGCAUUGAAAUCAGGAGUGCAGGGCGACGGUACUUUCCAAGUGGACAAGGCAAUAGAGAAUUUAACGAAUGCAUCUGAGGCAAAACUAACUGAGGAAUGCAUGAAGGACAGCAGCAAGGAGUCAUUUUGUGAGCGCCUAAAAUGUGCAGAAAAACAUUGGGAAUUGACGAAACAGCAGAGCAACAACGACAAAUUCUGGGACAACUAUGUCAAUGACGAAUUGCGCAAUCUCUUUAAUUGGGGAACUGAUAUUAAUAGUCGCACCGCACGUGAUAAUUGCGACAAGGGCGAUUCCCUAAAUAGUGCAAAUAAAGAAGCUUGCAAACACAUUACAGCUAAAUUAGAAGUUAUGUACCGAAAGGCAAGUGGCAAACAUCAAUUAUCUGAUCAAAUUAUACAUUGUCUUAUGUUAAAAGCUUAUGCUGAAAAAUUAAAAGAACAAGCAAAGCAAAAAGGAUAUUGUGACAUACAACCUGGCAUAACAAAAGCUUUUAGCGCAGCAGACGACAUUAAAGAACAACAUUGCAUAAAUAAGGAACUUUGCAUUGUUUGCAACCUUGACGACUAUGACAAACUUAAGGAUUGCCCUAUUGACAAAAAUAAAGGGGACAAAGUAAAGUCUAAAGUGGAAUCAAUGCUCAACACCAACAGAAAAACGCAGGAUCCCAAAAUAGAACAAACCUUGGCUGAGUUCAAUAAGGACAAUUCCUUAUGUGAACGUAUACAAUGCGCAGUGAACUGGUAUAAGGACACCAAGACGAGUGGACAGGAUGAACUUUGGACAACGCAUGUCCAACAGCUGUGGACAGAACUGUCCGCAGCAAUGACACAGAAGGGUACAGCAGAGAAAGAAGAAUGUAAAACAUUGCAAGAUGGAAGUACGGCAUCUCCUUCUGAGAAGACGGCAUGCAAAUAUUUGCAUGCCGGCUUAAAGCAUCUGUAUACGACGUCGCCGACAGGCGACGUCUUAAAGAACAACCAAUCGUUGAGACAAGCGAUGGGUUGUUUUUUACUUCAUUCUUAUGCAAAAAUAAUGAAAGAAAAAGCAAUUUGUAAUAUUGAAAAAGGGAUAAGCAGAGCUUUCGAAUUAGGAAAGAAACUCAGUAAUGAUAGUAAUAAUGCUAAUUGCAGUGGUGCCAAGGGACCUUGUGUCCCUUGCAAAUGGGAUGAAAACAUCCUUAGCACUUGCAAAAUUAACACAAAUGGAAGCGCUGACCCAGAUUCGAAGGUUGAGGACAAAUUGAAGGGCAUCGUAAAGGAAAACAAUGACGCUGUGGUGGCAGCUGCACAUAAAAUGAAUGAAGUGAAGGACUUAUGUGAUCGUGUCCAAUGCAUAUCUGAAAGAUGGUUAAAACAGAAACAAGCAAGCAAUGGCAAAAGUGGUCAACCUCUGACAAAAAGGGACUGGAAGGAUGCAUGGGAAGAAGUCAAAAAGGAAGCUGCCACACUUGGCGGCGCUCUCAAGGAGGCAACAUCUAAUGAAGAAAAAAAGAAAAAGGUUGAAUCUUUCUGCAGCAGUAUAAAGGACGAUAAGGAUGGAAAGGAGGCUUGCCUCCUUAUAGCAGCCGGCUUAAGAAAUCUCUACGACAUCGAGGAUAAGGGCAACAACUCUGUUGAUGCAUCGUUCCAAAGAACGAUGCGUUGUGUUCUAUUAAAUGCCAUUGCAGAUAAAAUGCGGAAAAAAUUGCCAUGUAGAGAGGAAAGGAGUGUAUUGGAAGGGAUAGAUAAGGCAUUUGAGAAUAGUGCAAAAAUUAAGGAAAGUAACGGUUGCAGGGAUGAUAAAUGUUUUACGUGUGAGAGGUUUAGGGGCUAUAAAAAUUGCGCAAUUAGAGAAAAUAGCACCGAAUUGGAAAUAACGCCGUUAAAGAAGAAAAUUGACCCACUCCUCAACGAAAAUAAGGAUGCUAGUAGUAGUAGUAGUAGUUCCUUAACGGUGGAAUCUCUAACGAGGACCAUAUGUGGUGGUCAAUGCAAAAAAAUGGGUAGUUUGUGUGGUCGUGCACAAUGUGCAGGAGAGCAGUGGCUUGAAGACAGGGGAAAAGACAAGGAUCAGCAAACUGACAGGAAGGAAAUGUGGACCGAAGUCCAAAAGGAAGUCACCAACCUUGUCACAAAGGUAUCUGACAAUGGGGGCAGGGACACCGAUACAGACAGUCUGUGUGAUUCCGUUCAAUGCCCCAAUGAUGGUGCAGCGGAUUGUGUAAGCAAAACAACAUGCAAACUUAUUGUUAAAGCACUAAAGGACAUACAUCAAAUCAAGAAAGAAGACGGAUCCGCUUUUGAGGGGGUCAAAUUGAAUGACCGAAUAUUUAAAUCUACCAUGCGUUGUGUAGCACUCAAUGCGUUUAUACACACAUUAAAGGAACAUGCGAGAAAGGGUGGUUACGGCUGUGCUGUAGAGAAAGGAAUAAAGGAGGCCUUCCUUAAGGGGGAGGAGCAGAAUAAUCUAAAUAAGUGGUGUAAGGAUAAUGGCAAUGAGGUUGGUUCAUGUGAGCCGUGUGAGGAAAGAUUGUGUUUUGGUACUAAAAUUGGGAAGGAUGAUAAACUAUGGUCCAAAGUGAUGGAGAAGUUAAACACUGACUCCACCAUCAUCAACACCAAAAUACAACCAACAUUAUCAGAAAUAAAAGAAAGGGUCACCUUAUGUGAUCGCGUGAACUGCAUAGCGAAGUGGUACCAUAAAAAAAAGGGACAGGGGAAGGGACAGGAAAAAUUCUGGAAGGAGGAGGUCAAGGCAUUGUGGGAUGAGUUGGCAGGAGCAAUGAAGACAGAUGGGGGUAACGGCACUAGUGGAAAUGGAUGUAAUCAAAUGGAUGAUAAUGGGAUUAAUAGUACUAGGGAUGCCACGAACCCCGAAAAGACGGCAUGCAAUUAUUUGCAUGCCGCCUUAAAACAACUGUACGAACCGAAUGCUUCGCUGUCAACAGGAAACAGUGGUAUCUUGUCGAAGGAACACCCAUCGUUUAGACGAACGAUGGGUUGUUUCUUACUUCAUGCUUAUGCAAAGAAAAUGAAAGACGAAGCGAAAUGUGAAAUAGAAGCAGGAAUUAAGAAGGCUUUCAAAAUUCGGGAAGAUCUAAUUGCUAAUGGUAAAUGCACGAACAGUAAUGGUUCGUGCAUUCAAUGUAAAUGGGAUGAAAAUUUGGACAAAUGCAAUGUGACCAUUGACAAAACCUCUGUCAAUGUAAAGACCAAAGUGGACCCAAUACUCAAGGUCGAUGAGCAAAACAUGAAGACCGUCAUUGAAAACAUAAAUAAAAUGCAAACCUUAUGCGAUUACAUUAGAUGCGCCGGACCCAGGUGGUUCAAAAACGGCAUGCAGGGUACUACUAACAAGAGUUGGUGUGACUUUUGGGAGAAGGACGUCAAAACAGCACUGGAGAUGAUGUUCGAGAAGAUCGAUUCCGAUGGAAAGGAGAACGAUAAUGCUGCAUGCAAUGAUUUUGGUGAUGGUAAUAAACAUAGUGUUGAAAGAAAAGCAUGUAAUCAUAUCGCGGCAGGAUUAAACUACAUUAACAAUAUUCAAGGUAUUGACAACGGCCAGUCGAAUCCAACUGCAAAAGAAGAUGACAAGUUUUUUAAACAAUCUAUGAUGUGCGCAGCACUUAAUUUUUAUGCAGAUCAAAUAAUUAAAAAGUCUCAAGAUAAAUGUCCCAUUGAUGAGAUAAAAAUAAUAGAAAUGUUCAUUUAUUGGAAUGCAAAUAAUAAAACUUCGUGUCCAAACUCUGGUAGUGGUGGUAGUAAUAAUAACUGUUUCGUUUGUGAUAGGGUAAAAGAUUCGGACUUCAAUUGCAAACUAAGUGUUGACAGCUCUUUAAUUAGUACAACACCACCGUCACCACGAAGUGGACAAAAUUGCCCUUCUAACGACGACAAAAAAGAAGUCCAAAAACAAAUGAACGAACUCCUCGAUAAAGAAUCCAAGGUGGGUGGAACAUUAUCCACCAUAAAUAAAAUGACUACUUUCUGCUCUGAACUCCAAUGUGCAGCCAAACAAUACGGAAAAAUUAAAAAAGGUACAGGCCCAAAUAGAACAGUGACUUGGAACAACAUCGAAGGUGACGCCAAGGGCGUCUUAAAGGAACUUAUACAACAUAUGACGAAAGAACAGAGUCAAUCGGACGUUCACAAAUACUGCAAUAAUGACACUGAAUGGAGUAAACUUGGCCAUAAACAAAGCAAAACAAAUAAAGCAGCUUGUUUACUUUUUGCUGCAGGACUGAAGCACAUUUAUGGCCGUCCCAACGGCCAAAAGAAGGGCCCUGUUAAUGGCCCAUCGUUUGAACAAACGAUGGGUUGUUUAUUUCUUAAAGAAUAUGCAAAACAAUUAAAAGAAAUGGCAGAAGAACAAAAAAAGUAUAAGGUACAUCCUAAAUGUAGUGUAGAUGAGGGCAUAAAUCACGCUUUUAAUGAAAGUGAAAACAUUAUGAAGAGUGUAUUACCUCAGUGCGACAAGAAUGGUAGUAAUAAUUCUUGUUUUGUAUGCACACAAAACGAUUAUAAUAAUUGCCAAAUUGGCAAUACCAAUGUAAAGACCAAAGUGGAAUCAAUCUUCCAAGACGAACCGAACAAAAACCAUAUGGAAAAAACAUUAGAGAAUACAGUCUGUCCCAUCCUUCUUACGGAUCUCCUUACCCCUUUUCUUCCUUUGGCUCCUGUCUCUAUUGGCCUUUCUGCUAUGGCUUAUUACCUUUGGAAGUAUUUUGGUCCUCUUGGUAAAGGAGGACCACGUUUCAGAAGAUCUCCUGCUGAAAUUCUUGGUCCAUCAGUACAGGAACAAGUCCUUGAUCAUGUGCAACAAGAUAGUUCACAUGAAUAUCGAUUGGUGAAGGAACGAAAACCUCGUUCUGCUCCAACGAGAACGAAACGUUCUGGUCCCGUGAAUCGCCGCACGAUUAUUGAAAUUCAUUUUGAAGUGUUGGAUGAAUGUCAAAAAGGGGACACACAGUUGAACCAAAAGGAUUUUCUGGAACUUUUGGUUCAAGAGUUCAUGGGAUCCGAAUUUAUGGAAGAAGAACAGGUUCCUAAGGAAGAAGUUCUUAUGGAAGGGGUUCCUAUGGAAAGUAUUCCUUUGGAGCAGGUUCCAAUGGAACGUGUUCCAAGUUUAGGUUCCGGGUUACUGGUUUAA